Trichobilharzia szidati is the source of this 3319-nucleotide messenger RNA. Lineage: Eukaryota; Metazoa; Platyhelminthes; Trematoda; Strigeidida; Schistosomatidae. The record is from the annotation of a GenBank genome assembly.
CAUUUCAAUUCAAAUUCAAGUUUGAGGUUUGAGGUCAGGAGUAAUCGCGAUGACUUCGAAAGCUGAGUUUCGGACUGUAAUGGUUGAAGGAAAUAUAGGCUGCGGAAAGUCGACAUUUUUACGUUUCUUCCAGCAGCUGUCACCUAAAACUGAAGUGCUACAUGAACCUUUAUACUUAUGGAAAGAUGCUCGCGGCUACGACUUAUUUGUAAUACUCGAAAUUUUCACAGUUUCAUAUGUUUAGGAACUUAUGUAUCAAGAUGCAUCUCGUUGGUGUGUUCCUUUUCAGGCCCAAGUUUUAGUGACACUGCUAGAUCGUCAGUCAAAACUGCCGACGAAACCAGUACGUCUCCUUGAAAGGUCCAUCUAUAGUAGUCGAUAUUGUUUCACAGAAAAUAUGCAUAAUAAUGGCAGUAUUUCAGAUGCUGACUAUGAAGAACUCGUUCGUAUAUUUCAAUGGGUAAUUAAAAAUAAAAGUAUACCUAUUGAUUUAAUCGUGUAUCUUCGUGCCAGUCCAACUGUAUGCAUGGAGCGUAUACGAGCCCGUAAACGUUCUGGUGAAGGCGACAUUCCUCUAGAAUACUUGGAAGAAUUGCAUAAACUUCAUGAAUCCUGGUUAAUAGAACGACGUUUUGGACCACUCCCUGCUCCGUUAUUAGUUUUUGAUUGUAAUGCAGCAUUACCUGAACUUUUGUCAGAGUAUCGAUCACACAAAGAAGAAGUGAUGUGUGGUAUCCAGUUUGAAAAGGCGAAAUACUUCAUAUCAGGAUUGAGGUUUUCCCUUACUCUACCUUCGAGUAAAUCUUCUCAAGAGUAUGAUUAUACUGUACAAAAAGAUCAUAUUAAUCAGUGCCAAAUGAAAGCAACCUUUCCUAAUGGGAUUGAUCACAACUUGAACAGUGUUUGCAAUGACAAUCCACAGUCAUCAUAUAUUGAGUUGUCAACCACUAACUCAUCUACAAUAAGCCAGAACUAUUCGUCAGAUUCACUUUCAAAUCGUAUGUCAGGAACCUGUAAUGGAUCUUGUGGAAAAUCUGUGUCUACAUUUAUCCCUUUAAAUGUUUCCACUGGAAGUCGAGAAAAUCAUUUUUCUCAGUCUAUCACAUCAUUAAAUACUGCUGUAUUAAACAACGGCAAUAAUCAUACUUCUAAUAAUAAUAAUAAUAAUAAUGACAACAACAGCAAUAUUAAUGUUCAUCAAGGGAAAUACAACUAUGGACUAGAUUCUGCAUGUAAUAACACAAUGAAUUCUACAGACUCAACAACUUCAAUUCAUCCCAAAGUAGUAAACAGCUGUAAUAAUUAUAAUAAUAAUAAUGACAAGGAUAAAAGUCAGCGUAAUUUUUCAAACACUCUGACACCGUUAUCAUCUACAUCACCAUCAUCGUUAUUGCCCUCAACGCAUUUACCAGUGAAAAGUACAAAUUGUUCAUCUGAAAAAAUUGUUAAAUCUACUCAAGAAGAUCAAUUAUUCGCAUGUGAAAGUAAUUCAUGUCACAGUAAACUGGAUUCAUCACCUAAUCACUUACUUUCAUCUGAUUCAGUAUAUUUACCAUUAGAUUUAUCAAAAAAUAGAACGAAUACUAAUGAUGAUAAUAAAAUACAAAAGUUGCCAGGAAAGAAUACAGUGGGAAAGCCGUAUAGUACAGAAAAACAUGAAUCGUCAAGAUUAUCACCAAAUGAUACAUUAUUAUCUUCAAGGAAUUUUAUUCCGUUAAAUAAAACUAUUCAUCGUUCACAUUCACCAACAAAUUCUUUGCAUAAUUCAAAGGCCAAUGCAACCUCAAAACCCCUAAAAGAAAGCCUUAUCGACGGUGUCCAUUUAAUAGUUGAUGAUGACGAUAAUGAUGAUGGUGAUGAUGGAGGAGAGGAAGAAGAAGUAGACGUAUUCACGGAAGGAACUGUUCAAACAACAAAGUUAAUUCAUCCCUUGGAAGACGAUUUACAGCUUCAACCUCAAGAAAGUAAUAUAACUCACCAAAAUGGGAGUAGUCAUGUCAACAUGGGAAAGCCAUUGAUGAACAGUAAUUAUGAUGAUAAUGCUGGCUGUCAGUAUUCAAGUUCAAUACUUCGGAAAGAUUUCAAGUCUUCUGAAUUAUGUUCAAGUUUGAAUACAAAUCAAACGAAUGAAAAUUCACAUGAUAAUAUCAUCGCUACGAAAUCUGAAAAAUUGACACAAAUAAAUCAUGAUCUAAGACUGCCUAAUGGACAUAAUAACAUUCCUCCUGAAUUGUGUGAUUCAGUAACUCCCAUUUCUGAUGGAGAGACCAAUACUAUUAAUAGUGGCGCACCACUACCUGUUACACAAGAUGCUGGUACAUUAACCGACUGUAUACCGUCGAUAUCUUCAUCAUCAACACAACCAUGUUGUUCAGAUUGUUGUAAACAAAAACAGUUUUUAGAGAAGAUGUUUUUAUACUUUGAUUUAUGUCUAGAAGAGCAGUCUAUGCUCAUUGAACUACAAUCAAAAAGUAUGCUAUCUCUGGUAAACGAAGUUUGUGAAUUAAAAUCUUGGAAAGAGUCAGUUAUGGGAACAAUAUCAGCAUUUAUUCAUCAAUCAGCUAACUUUCCUCCUAAUUCCGGUCAAACUGAUAAUGAUAAUUGUACUAGUCAAAACCCUUUAACUUAUCAGUCAUCAGAUGAAUGCUCAUCGAAUACGCUGAUGAAUUGUGCUGUUUCCUCCACAACCACACCAAUUGAAGAGAAUGGAGAAGCAGGAAAUACUGAAGGAAUUAUCACAAAUGAUAUUGAAAGUGAUCUACAGAGCCAUGCACACAUAGAUACACAUGAAGAAAAUCACAUUAUAAGUAAUUAUUCCAGAUCUAUUGAUAAUAACGCUGCAAAUGACCAACUUCCAAAUGAAAUUCGCAAGUCACAACAAAGAGUUUCAACCAUAAAUAAUAGUACUACAGAAUGCUCAGAGAUAUCAGAAUUACAACAUACUCUACGCGUUAAUCAUAAUAAUGAUAAUGAUAAUAAUAAUAAUAAUAAUAACAGAAUAAAUAAUGAAAGGAGUAAUUCAUCUUCUAAUGAUGAUCACAAUAAUAAUUUUUAUCAUAAUAACACAUCCACAGAAUGCAUAAUAUCAAUGCAUACUUCCAAUGCAAUAGAGACUAAUCGUCAAGGUAGUGGUAGUCGUAGUGAUGUUCAAUACAGUAAUGCUACAAAUAGUCCUGUUGAUGUAGAAGAUUCUCCUAAUGAUGAUGAUGAUGAAGAUAAUAAUAAUAUAGAACAUGUAAGACAAGUUCUCAUACAGGCUAUGAAUUUAGAUGCUUCUGUUGAUGACGAAGUGGAUACAAGUCAUGAUAAUAGUGGUUGA